Molecule: messenger RNA, 5313 nt
Organism: Ochotona princeps (American pika)
Lineage: Eukaryota; Metazoa; Chordata; Mammalia; Lagomorpha; Ochotonidae
Gene: AFF2
Product: ALF transcription elongation factor 2
Exons: 21
Coding region: 44-3958 (1304 amino acids)
Biological process (GO): regulation of RNA splicing
Cellular component (GO): nucleus; nuclear speck
Molecular function (GO): G-quadruplex RNA binding
Source: RefSeq, a predicted model, not a curated record
GCAGGGACGGACGCCCUCACACCGCCGUCGCCGCCCGGCAGCUAUGGAUCUAUUCGACUUUUUCAGGGACUGGGACUUGGAGCAGCAGUGUCACUACGAACAAGACCGUAGUGCUCUUAAAAAGAAGGAAUGGGAGCGGAGGACUCAGGAAGUCCAGCAAGAAGAUGAUCUCUUUCCUUCAGGCUUUGAUCUUUUUGGGGAGCCCUACAAGACAAACAAAGGUGAUGCCCUUGCCAACCGAGUCCAGAACACGCUUGGAAACUACGAUGAAAUGAAGGAUUUGCUAACGAACCAUUCUAAUCAGAAUCAUCUAGUGGGAAUCCCAAAGAACUCUGUGCCCCAGACUUCCAUCAACAAAAAUGAACCAAGCUUUUUCCCAGAGCAAAAGAGUCGAAUGAUGCCAUCUCAGCAGGAUAAUAUCCACUCCUCAGCAUCAGUGCCUCCGCCUUCUGUUGUGAUACUGAAUUCAACUCUAAUACAGAGCAACAGAAAGUCAAAACCUGAGUGGCCACGAGAUAAUAAUAAUCCUAGCACCAUAUCAGCAAGCCAAGCAACUAGCCAACUCAACAAGAUGCAGACUUUGUCACAGGACCAGCCUCAAGCCAGACUUGAAGAUUUUUUUGUCUACCCAGCUGAAGCACCCCAAGUUGGAGCCAUUGAGGAGUCAAACCCACCUGCAAAGGAAGACAUUAAUCCUGUGUUUAGUGGAGAAGAUGCUUUCAAAGAAAUCUUUCAGUCCGACUCAGUAGAAGAAUCUGAAUUUACAGUGCAAGCACCUGGGUCUCCCUUAGUUGCCUCUUCUUUGUUAGCUCCCAGCAGUGGCCUUUCAGUUCAAAGCUUCCCCCCAGGGCUUUACUGCAAAACAAGCAUGGGGCAGCAAAAGCCAACUGCAUAUGUAAGACCCAUGGAUGGCCAAGAACAGGCCACAGACAUCUCACCAACACUGAAACCUUCCAUUGAAUUUGAGAGCAACUUUGGGAAUCUGUCAUUCGGAUCACUCUUGGACGGAAAACCCAGUGCAGCCAGUUCAAAGACUAAACUGUCGAAGUUCACCAUCCUCCAAACAAAUGAAGUUAACAUUCCCAGUGAUCCAAGCUGUGUUGAGGAAAUAUUACGGGAGAUGACCCAUUCCUGGCCCACUCCUCUCACUGCCAUGCACACUCCCGGAAACGCUGAGCAACAGGCAUUUUCCAUCCCAGGACAGGAAUCUCAACAUUUGACUCCAGGAUUCAACUUACAAAAGUGGAGUGAUCCAACCAGCAGAGCGUCUACAAAGAUGCUUGAGGAUGACCUGAAGCUGAGCAGUGAUGAAGAUGAGCUUGAGCCUGUGAAGAGCUUGACCACUCAGUGCACUGCUACUGAGCUGUAUCAGGCUGUUGAAAAGGCAAAACCUAAGAGUAAUCCCGUGAACCCCCCCUUGGCCACAUCCCAGCCUCCAGUGGUAGCACAAGCUGGUGGAGGGUCUGGCAGCUCCAGUGAGUCAGAGAGCAGCUCUGAGUCGGAUUCAGACAGCGAAAGCAGCACCACGGACAGCGAAUCCAAUGAGCCACCUCUUGCGGCUACUCCUGAGCCUGAACCACCUUCAACCAACAAGUGGCAGCUGGAUAAAUGGCUUAAUAAAGUGACAUCACAAAACAAGUCAUUUAUUUGUGGCCAAAAUGAAACACCCAUGGAGACCAUUUCCUUGACGCCUCCUAUCAUCCAGCCAAUGGAAGUUCAGCUCAAAGUGAAGCCAAACUCCAGUCAGAUUCUGGCUGAGCCUAAGGAACGCCCUCUCCUCAGCCUCAUCAGGGAGAAAGCCCGGCCACGGCCGGCCCAAAGAACUCUGGAAUCAAAGGCUUUGAAGCAUAAGCUAUCAGCACCAAUCGAGGCAGCUUCUCAAAGGACUAUGGGGAAAAAGCAGCCCAGGAAAGUGGAGAAGACCACCAGCAUUGAGGAGUUUAACUGGCCCAAACCGAACAUUACCAGCAGCACUCCCAAAGACAAAGAAAGUAUAGAGCUUCCGGAUCCGCCCAGAGGCCGGAACAAAACUGCAACCCACAAACCAGUGCCUAGGAAAGAAGCAAGGCCUAAUAUCCCUUUAGCUGCUGAGAAGAAGAAGUACAGAGGGCCUGGCAAGAUUGUGCCAAAGUCUCGGGAAUUCAUUGAAACAGAUUCAUCUACAUCUGACUCUAACACGGAUCAGGAAGAGACCCUGCAGAUCAAAGUGCUGCCUCCUUGUGUUGUACCUGGAGCUAAUACUGCCAAAUCCAAGGAAGCCUGUGGUGCCAGUCUAACCCUGAGCACCUUAACCAGCUGUAGCAGCAGCAGCAGCAGCAGCAGCAACUUAUCCAUCAAUAAUGAAGAGCCAACAUUUUCACCGAUUUCUGUCACACAAACUGAGCUGCUGUCCCCACUACGAGAUCAGGAGAAUCUGAAAAACCUCUGGGUGAAGAUCGAUUUGGACUUGCUCUCUAGGGUACCUGGCCACAACUCACUCCAAAUAGCAGUGGCCAAGGCAGAACACAAGGAGAUUACCUCAAAAUCCAAGCGUCAUACUUCUACCAUAGCCGGGGAAAAACUGGGCCCGAAGGGCAAGCGUAAGCACAAGCCAACAGAAGUUUCAGAGAAAGUCCCCGAGAAGAAGCAACGCAUGGAGGAGGCCACGACCGUCUGCUUGCUGCCCCCUUGCAUCUCACCAGCCCCGUCCCAUAAGCCUCCAAACAUCAGAGAAAAUAAUUCAUCCAGGAGAGCAAAUAGAAGAAAGGAAGAAAAACUAUUCCCUCCUCCACUUUCCCCACUGCCAGAGGACCCUCCACGUCGCAGAAAUGUCAGCGGUAAUAAUGGCCUUUUCAAUCAAGACAAAAACUUCUCCGUGACUGGACAGAUCAUCUCUACUAAAACUAAGAGAAGUGAAAAUAAAUUCUGUGCUACCUUCAGAGGAAUAUCUGUAAAUGAGGGAGACACUCCAAAAAAGAUACCCUCCGCCACCAUCAUUGUCAGCAACACUGCUAUUGCUACUGCCACUGUCACUGCUACUUCCAUUGUCACUGCCACUGUCACAGCUACCACCACUGCCACGGCCACCACAACAACCACUACCACUACCAUUUCCACCAUCACCUCUACCAUAACUACUGGCCUCAUGGAUAGCAGUCACCUGGAGAUGACGUCCUGGGCAGCACUGCCCCUUCUGUCCAGCAGCAGCACUAAUGUCCGGAGACCCAAGCUCACUUUUGAUGACUCGGUUCACAACGCUGAUUACUACAUGCAGGAGGCUAAGAAGCUGAAGCACAAGGCUGAUGCACUGUUCGAGAAAUUCGGCAAAGCUGUGAAUUAUGCUGAUGCUGCCCUCUCCUUCACCGAAUGUGGCAAUGCCAUGGAACGUGAUCCCCUGGAGGCAAAGUCCCCGUACACCAUGUACUCUGAGACUGUGGAGCUCCUCAGGUAUGCAAUGAGGCUGAAGAACUUUGCAAGCCCUUUGGCUUCAGAUGGAGAUAAAAAACUGGCAGUGCUAUGCUAUCGAUGCUUAUCACUUCUCUACUUGAGGAUGUUUAAGCUGAAGAAGGACCAUGCUAUGAAGUACUCUAGAUCCCUGAUGGAAUACUUUAAGCAAAAUGCCUCAAAAGUCGCUCAGAUACCAUCUCCAUGGGUAGGCAAUGGAAAGAACACUCCUUCCCCAGUGUCUCUCAACAAUGUCUCUCCCAUCAACCCAAUGGCGAACUGUAACAACGGCCCUGUCACCAUCCCCCAGCGCAUUCACCACAUGGCUGCCAGCCAUGUCAACAUCACUAGCAAUGUUUUACGGGGCUACGAACACUGGGACAUGGCUGACAAACUGACAAGAGAGAACAAAGAAUUCUUUGGUGACCUGGACACGUUGAUGGGGCCUCUGACCCAGCACAGCAGCAUGACCAAUCUUGUCCGCUACGUUCGCCAAGGACUAUGUUGGCUGCGCAUCGAUGCCCAUUUGUUGUAGUUGAUGCACUCCCAUCUCUAACAUCACCACCCAUUACUCUACCUCUGCCAGCACACUGAUGGUCACUGGUGGAAGUCCACUCAUUUGGGAAAGUUAUCUUUGAUUCUCUUUGUUCUUAUGCUUCUUUGGAUAUCUGUGAAAAACUGAAAUCAUCGUAAGUGGACACUACAACUUGAGAGCAGUGUAUGUUUUAUCACUUAGUCAUUUUUCAGCAUUUGAUAUGCAUUUCUCGUAUGCCACCAUUUAUUUUGUACUUUGUAGAAUGCCCACAUUGUUUUAAGUCCACACUACCCAAAACAAAUAAUGGGAAAUAUUUGUGUUGAUGAAAGGUUCCUGAGAAAUCAAAUAAGCAGUUUUACACAUGCAUGAGAACUUACACAUAGAGACCUGAAAAGAUUUUCAGCAAACUAUGCUCUUAGGUCCAGAAAAGAGCAUAUUUUAGAAUCCACUGAUAAACUCUGGUGAUUCCCGCAGACUAAAUCUUCACAUGAGAAUCUUCAUUGUCAAACUAACCGGUUAGAUGUUGUACCAAUACCACAAAAUCAAGAGUCUUGACAAAAUAAAUGAGUGUAGCAAUGCCACUUGUAAAGUGGUGCCAUGCCAUGUCUGAGCAGAGGAUUUUUUGUUAACAUCCUUUCCAGAGCCCCAAUUUUUUUUUUUAAUUAGUGAUGAAAUGAAAGGACAACGUUUCUUUUGACAGCUUUAACGUGUCAGCUGGCAUAAAUAUUUUUUAACUCCAUGAUCUGAAUGAAGCAUAAAUAAUCACCUGGGUUCUCUUUAGCAAAGUUAUCUUCUUGAAGAGAAGUUUGCUAUCCAAAACGCUACACUCUACUGUUGGAAUCAGGGAGAUAAGAUAGUUCGCAAAAAUGUCUGACAAGAAAUUCACACCUCUUCCUCUUUUGGCAGACAGGCCCACAACUAGAAGGAUUGUUAACAUAUAUUUUUCUCAAAUCUUUUGAAACAAGUCAAAUUAUGCUUACCUAGAAUUAAUAAUAUACAGUUUGCUUCCUAAUGGCUUUGAAAUCUGGACUUCUACAAUCAUUAGCUGCAUUUUCCAUUCCUCAGGAUUUCUUUACUCUGUUUUCUUUUUUUUUUAUUUUUCUUUCUUCUCAUUUUACUUUUUUGUCACAUUAGCUUUUGACAAACAUACAAUCACUGAUUUUAUUCCAGGUGAUAUCAACAUGAAUGAUUUACACAAAAAUUCCAAAGAAAACUCCAAACUCUCUAGUAGCUAGCUUUUUAUAGAGAAAGGUGGGUCUUGGGUAAUACAUCACGUUGGGAUUCUCUGAAUGAUCCCUAAGGAAUGGAAAGAGUUCAUCUAAUUUGGCGACAUUCCCCUCUUCUUUAUGACCCUC